Necator americanus (New World hookworm) is the source of this 441-nucleotide messenger RNA. RefSeq lists its product as uncharacterized. The transcript is spliced from 4 exons. Gene Ontology annotation, biological process: SRP-dependent cotranslational protein targeting to membrane. Gene Ontology annotation, cellular component: signal recognition particle, endoplasmic reticulum targeting. The record is from RefSeq and is a predicted model, not a curated record. Lineage: Eukaryota; Metazoa; Nematoda; Chromadorea; Rhabditida; Ancylostomatidae. Bases 1 to 441 code for a protein of 146 amino acids. Gene Ontology annotation, molecular function: 7S RNA binding; endoplasmic reticulum signal sequence receptor activity.
AUGCGUGACAGGAAAUCACCGCACAGAUCCAACAAAAAAUUCCGCACGCGGCAGCAGAACGCAGCGAUUUUCCGGACGACUUCAGACGACAUCAUGACUGUUCUCACUAAUGAGGAGUUUCUCAGCCAGUUAGGGAAGAUGUAUAUGGAUUCAAGGCUAGGAGGCGCUAAGUCAGUCUAUGUGACCAUGAAACCCUAUGAUGGACGCACCAAGGCACUCCCAAAAGAUGCUGAUCCUCAGCCAGCAGAUGGUCACAAAUGUCUAUUUCGCGCUAAGCUUGCUAAAAAACGCAUCAGUACCGUGGUUACUUCGAAGGAAGUGAAUAAAUUCCAUUUGGCUUAUGUCUCAGUACUCCGCGCGAACAUGGACAACCUGGAAAGGCGAAAGAAAACAGACGCGGUGAAGACGAAAACGACACCGAAAAAGAGUAAUAAAGCAUAG